Molecule: messenger RNA, 1395 nt
Organism: Cladophialophora yegresii CBS 114405
Lineage: Eukaryota; Fungi; Ascomycota; Eurotiomycetes; Chaetothyriales; Herpotrichiellaceae
Product: salicylate hydroxylase
Exons: 4
Coding region: 1-1395 (464 amino acids)
Biological process (GO): secondary metabolite biosynthetic process
Molecular function (GO): FAD binding; monooxygenase activity
Source: RefSeq, a predicted model, not a curated record
AUGGCUGCGGAGGAACCGUUUGCCAAGUCCAAAACCGGCGUCAAGGUCAUCAUCGUCGGAGCAGGUUUUGGUGGGCUCACCGCGGCGAUAGAAUGCCAUCGUCAGGGCCAUGAUGUUGAGAUUUAUGAGUCGUUCCCAGAGCUCAAGGUUCUUGGCGACAUAAUAUCCUUCGGCUCCAACGCCGGACGGAUAUUCACUAGAUGGGGUGUCGAUGGCUCGAUAGCCAAGAAAAUGAGGACCCUGAGUAUUGACCUCGUCAACCACGGAUUCAAAAUCCACAAGUACACGGGAGAGCACAUCAUCACCCAGAAGACGCCUCCAAUGGAUCCUGAAGCUCCUGUUUUCAACGGCCACCGAGGAGAACUGCACGAAGUUCUCUUCAAUUACGCCCGCGACGAUCUCAAGAUCCCCAUCCAUCUCGGAGAGAAGGUAGUGAAGUACUUCGAAGAGGACAACAGAGCCGGUAUUCAACUCGCAAAUGGGGAGCAAGCUUGGGGCGAUGUUGUUAUUGGCUCGGACGGCGUGAGGUCGAAGGCGCGAGAACUUGUUCUGGGAUACUUCGACAAGCCGAAGAGCAGCGGUUAUGCCGUCUUCCGCGCCUGGUUCCCCAAUACCGACAUGCUCGCCGACCCGGAGACCGCCCAUUUCUGCAACAACGGCGACACAUUUCAGGGCUGGAUUGGACAGGACGUCCAUUUCCUUUUCUCGACCAUCAAGAACGGAAGCGAUUGCUGUUGGGUGUUGACACACAGGGACGAUGCGGACAUUGAUGAAUCAUGGUCAUUCCCGGGCAAGCUAGAAGACGUCUACAAGGUGUUUGAGGGCUGGGACCCUCUCUGCAAGAAAAUUGUUUCCAAGACCCCAGAAAGCCGACUCGUCGACUGGAAAUUAGUAUACCGAGACCCGCUGCCGACCUGGGUCAGCAAGGGAGGCCGGAUUGCAUUGCUGGGUGACUCGGCGCAUCCAUUCUUGCCAACAUCCGCGCAGGGUGCAACGCAAUCAAUGGAGGACGGCGUCACCAUCGCUGUCUGUCUUCGACGUGCCGGGAAGAGCCAAGUCCAAGAUGCUGUUCGAACGUAUCAACGAAUCAGAUACGACCGCGUCAAAGCAGUCCAGAAGACCGGGGAGACAACCCGAGAUAUGUGGCACAAAGCGGACUGGGACAAAGUCAAGGAGAACCCCGAAUCAGUCCAAUUUCCACGUGAAGAUUGGAUCCACACGCAUGACGCCGAGAAGCACGCCGAGGAGGUCUUUGAUGAAAAUUUCGCUGCGGUAAAGGCUGGAGAUAAGGGUGUCCCAGACAAGCUUGCAAGCGGUGGAGACAAAGUCAGCGCAACCGCGACCGUGAACGAAGUGUCUGUGGCUGGCGAGGUGGAAGUGAAUGGUACUCACUGA